AUGGCGGACGAUAAGAACCAGACUCAUUAUUUCCUCGACGGCAACCCGGAAGAGCUUGAACGUCUCAGGCUCGGGCAAAGCGUAAUCAACGAUUAUGUAGGCAAACUCGUCUUUGCCCCGGUCGACUUUGACAGGAACGGGCUGCGUGUCUUGGAUUCAGCCACGGCUGAUAGUAUUUGGCUGCAAGACGUGCGAGGCUCUGUUCCUCAGCCAGCUCGCGACACACAUGAAUUUGUCGGUACAGACAUCACCGACAUCUACUUCCCCCGGCCACAACCGGAGGGUAUCAGUCUCUUCACCCAGUCUAUAACCCAGCCAUGGCCAAAAGAGUGGGUGGCAAGUUUUGACCUUGUACACCAGCGCAUGGCACUCCCAGCAGCAGGGAAGACCGCCGUCCAUGACACCUUGCGCGCGUUCGUUGGUCUCGUCAAACCGGGUGGUUGGUUGCAACUGGUGGAGCCGGACCAUUCUGUGUCCAAGGGCCCGGCCAUGGCAGACUUCUUCCGGCUCCUGUCCGAUGUCUUCGCCUUCAUGCAGACAGGAACAAACUAUGCGUCACAGUUGAAGACGUGGAUGAAAGAUGAAUUGGGCCUGCUGAAUGUGGAGGAGCACAUAUUUGAUGUUCCCAUAGGGAAGGCGAGUUCUAGUGACGAAAUGCGUUUAAAAAGUGCCAGGAUGAUCGAGUUGGUGGUGAAGGGGCUCGCAGAAGUUGCAAAGAGUACGUCUGAUUUCUCGUCACAAUAA
Molecule: messenger RNA, 744 nt
Organism: Diaporthe amygdali
Lineage: Eukaryota; Fungi; Ascomycota; Sordariomycetes; Diaporthales; Diaporthaceae
Product: methyltransferase SirN-like protein
Exons: 2
Coding region: 1-744 (247 amino acids)
Source: RefSeq, a predicted model, not a curated record